Carya illinoinensis is the source of this 1070-nucleotide messenger RNA. Its product is annotated as ras-related protein Rab7. The record is from RefSeq and is a predicted model, not a curated record. Bases 153 to 776 code for a protein of 207 amino acids. The transcript has 7 exons. Lineage: Eukaryota; Viridiplantae; Streptophyta; Magnoliopsida; Fagales; Juglandaceae. Gene Ontology annotation, molecular function: GTPase activity; GTP binding. Gene Ontology annotation, cellular component: vacuolar membrane.
CAUCAUUGGCCUUCCCCUUCAAAAUAGUAACCCACGAAAAAAACGGGAACUCUCGAAUUGAACUCGAAGCAGGUACCCAAAGAUUUCUUAAUUUUCCCCAAUUUUUUUCCCUCUCCCUGAAACGUUAAAUUCAAGAUUCGCAGCUCGGAUCCAUGGCUUCUCGUCGGCGCAUGCUUUUAAAGGUCAUUAUCCUCGGCGACAGCGGGGUCGGGAAGACGUCGCUGAUGAAUCAGUAUGUGAAUCGUAAGUUUAGUAAUCAAUACAAGGCAACCAUAGGAGCGGAUUUUUUGACCAAGGAAGUUCAGUUUGAAGAUAGGUUGUUCACAUUGCAGAUUUGGGACACUGCUGGGCAAGAAAGGUUUCAAAGUCUUGGUGUGGCUUUCUACCGUGGUGCAGAUUGCUGUGUUCUUGUGUACGAUGUGAAUGUAAUGAAAUCAUUUGAUGAUCUUAACAACUGGCGGGAAGAGUUUCUGAUUCAGGCCAGUCCCUCUGACCCUGAAAAUUUCCCGUUUGUUGUGCUGGGGAACAAGAUAGAUGUUGAUGGUGGGAAUAGUCGGGUGGUUUCUGAGAAGAAAGCCAAAGCCUGGUGUGCUUCCAAAGGAAACAUACCUUACUUUGAGACUUCUGCAAAAGAAGGAUUCAAUGUCGAAGCUGCUUUCGAGUGUAUUGCCAAAAAUGCACUGAAGAAUGAGCCUGAAGAAGAAAUAUACCUGCCUGACACCAUUGACGUUGCGGGUGGAGGGCGGCAGCAAAGAUCAACAGGUUGCGAGUGUUAAAAGAAUUGUUGGAGCAGCCCCGUUGGUUCCUCUGGUUGCAAGAUAGAGCUGUCCUUGAUACUUGAUGAUUUAUUAAGUGACUCAUUUUAACAAUCAAUAAUCUUGGGAAGAAGGUUAUAAAAUUUGUUGUGUUGUGUCAUAAGUGGGUCAGAAAAGGCAUAUUGAUCGUCUUUGUAUUGUUUCUUUUCAUGUUACAUGUCUGUAUUCCACCUUUUAUCUGUGUUCAACUUGAAAUGUAAACUGUACCUGGCUGCCAAGUUUGCUAUCAUUUAUAAUGGAUAAUUUUCAAGCUAA